Molecule: messenger RNA, 3730 nt
Organism: Lytechinus variegatus (green sea urchin)
Lineage: Eukaryota; Metazoa; Echinodermata; Echinoidea; Temnopleuroida; Toxopneustidae
Exons: 5
Coding region: 238-1953 (571 amino acids)
Source: RefSeq, a predicted model, not a curated record
AACAAUAUUGUCGUAUCCACUGAAUACUUCCUCAUCAGUGGUCGAGGGGGAAGGCUCUGUUAUCGCGGUUAUACAAGGUGUGAAGUAGUAAUGAGGACAGGGAUUUUGUGCCAUCGUGGCAAAGCUUUAAAGUUUUCCCAUACAUGGAAUUGAUUUUACCAAGAAAAAGACAUAAACAAGUUGAAUUCGUCAUCGAUUUCCCGUCGCCAAGAGGCAAGGUUAUGAUUUUUGCGCAACAUGGCGCUUUUCGGUCUUUGGAGAAAUGGUGUCGUCGCGUUUUUGCUUCUGCAAUCAAUUGUUUUUGUUUCUAACUGGACAUAUGCAGUUCUUGUUCAUCAUGAUCUUUGUAAUGACACUUCUACAGCCAAUCAAACCUCUUCCAAAUAUAUGGACUAUCUUGGUUGCUACAACUCUGCUUGUUUUGAGACGGUUAGAACUUCAAAUGUCACUGAUAUAGACGAAUGUACCAGCCGAUGUAAAGAUGGCAACAGUUCUUUCUCAGCCUUAUCACUUGGAUACCUUUGUUCUUGUGGAAACUUCACAUGUCGAAGAAAAAAGCUAAUGUGUGAUAGAAAGUGCGGUAUACCUUGCUUUGGGAACGCCAAUAAUGAUGUCUUCCGGACUUGUGGUGGUCAGGAAUUCUAUCAAAUAUACAAUGGCACAUCUUUGGAGACACCACCAGGCUCCACCUUGACUGGUCACAUCAUUCAGACGACAGCUAUCGUAUGUGGCGUGAUCGUAGUUACAACGUGCUUCGUAUGUUUCUUCGUUUCAAUCAGUGAAAGGAGACGUAAGAGAAGACACGCCAGAGAGCAAGCCGAUAGCUCGAUACCAACAGAAAUUACAUCUCAACCCCAAAGACCUCGGAGUGUAAACAAUAUCUACAGUAUCGCAGGACCCAGUCGACAUCAUCUUGAUAACACCAGCAAUGGAUAUUCUGUUUCAGAGUUAAUGUUGUCGUCUGAGGACACUUAUGAUCACACCGUUUCGUCUGAUCGCAUCCAGAGCAGACGGGGCAAUCGUCACGGAUCCCACUCCCUACCACGGGGUCUCCAGCCAGGUUCUGCACAUCCAAUGCGAAAUCCGACAGGUAUGCAGAAUGUCACAGAAGAUAGGGGGAAAUAUCAAGGGGGUGGCUCAAUCACCGAGUUUUGUUGCUCGGAUCGUAAACACGGCGUGCAGUGCAGCUGCAGCAAGAGAAGGCGUCAAGGAGGGUCCGAUCAGAGAACCCCUGGUGCAUAUUCCAAUAGGCGUGUAGGGUCGGCGAAAUGGUCAGAUAAACGGCCAUACGGGGCUGAUGGAGGUGUCAGUGAUUCACGGGGAAGGUGGCCGAGGGAGGUUGCACCGGAACCAAGAAAGCCUUCGGUAGGAGAAGCGGGUAGAGGUCCAAGAAGAGAUGCCCACCUUCAAAAAAGUUUGAAGAGUAGGAAAGAAAUGUCAUCCAGCUGCAAGGAAAGGGGUAUGCUGGCCCUUCCUGGUGAAAGAGAUACCGUAGGAAACAACAAUGAAGGGAGAAGUAAUCAACGACCACCACCACAAUCCGACGACAACCCUCCACCCAUUAUUCACCGAGGUGAAAAGCCAGAGGUUGUCGAAAACGAUGAUAUGCCUGGGGAAUAUCAUACAUUAGAGCCUGAACAAGUAGAACAAGCAGUCGGGGACAUCAAUGAGGGACAACAGUCCUCCAGCUCGGAAUACUUCGUCCUAGAGCCUAGUGAAUACUCCAUUGAACAAUCAGACCCGUGUUCUGCGGUGAAAGCCAAUGGCCAUCAAGGCUCCAAAGACACUGCUACCUGUUCAUGGUCUUCUGACCCACAGUAUGACUAUGCAGCAAUCCCAGGGCAGAGUAACCUUAGAUUCUUACCUUGUACGUUUAAGCAUACGCAAGCUCACCGCAGCGAAGUGGGAGGAAAUAAUGUGAUGAUUGACAAUAUUCUUUACGAUCCAUCUUAGAAAUUCCUUUUCUGUUACUUUCGAGAUAUUUCUAAAUGAUACCCCAAUUAUCUUCCACCAUAUUUACAAGCAUUCUGUGCGCAAAAACAGUGACUACUGGAGGAGUUUCAUUAAUAUCUUUGUCCGACAAGUUGUCAGAUCUGACAACUUUCCUGGAUUCUGAUUCGUUGAGAAGCACCGUUAGUAUAGUAACUGUCGGAUAAAACAAGACUUGUCGGAUAAAACGUCCGACAAGUCCUUUCAUGAAAAUGAUGAAACGCUCCCAUGGACCUUAUCAAGUCAUAACCAGAAGAUUCGAGUGUAAUUAUUUGUACAUAUCCAUGAAACUGUAAUGUAUAUAGGCCUACCUGUAGCGGUAGUGAUCCCAAUACUACAAGAAAUUAUUUGUUGAAGAGAUAAUUUCAAAUAUUUAUGACAACUUAUGUACAGUAUACAAUAUGUUGUGACAUUGUGAGAUCAUAGGCACAAAACUUUACAAGUGAACUUCUUGGAUUUCUAGAAAAGACUUGCAUUAUUUAUGCUAAUCGAAAUGUAAAUAAUCAUCAUGUUUAGUAUUUAUAAAUCCCUCACUCAUCAUUCUAUUAGAAUUAUGUGGGCACGGUGGCAAAGAAGAGUUUGUAAACAGUAUUAACCUAAUUUUCAAAGGAAAUUAGUCCUGGGCUCCGUAACACAAGGGUUUGCGAUGAAUUGCAAAUAUGAGAGAAGUGCACUGAUUGGUGCCCGGUCAGUAUUAUAAACCGAGAGUGCGCAAGCAACGAUGAUCUUGAUUUUUUUGUGAUUGGUUGCAAACCUUUGUGUUAUGGAGCCCAUGCAGUGGGCCAAUUAUCGCAGGGGUAAGAGUGUGCAGUCCUUUCCUGUUUUAUUUCCAUUUUAAUGAAUUAUAUCGUUUAAUAUACGUUGUUCGUAUUGUCAGUAUUUUCAUGUACAUUAUAUUGGAUAGCAAGAAAUACCACUCGUUAUAGUGCACGAAUCUAGAAAGCAAAGUAAACAGUGGAAAAUUUUCGCUGUCCCAUAAAGAAAAUACAAUACGAUCUGAUACUGCACCUUCAAAUCAUGGCCAAAAUGCUAUCCACUAAAAUGCAUUAGAUAUAUGGACAAUAAACAAUGUAUCUAAUCGGAUUUCGCAUGAUAUUUAUUGAUUUUUCAUUCAAAUACGUUAACAUUAGAUAUGAUUUUACUCUAUAAGUUACAUAUGGAUGGACUACAAUUUCAAAAGAAUAAGUAGGCCUGAAUAUUGUAUAGUCAUACCAGAGGCAAGUCAUGGUAAUAUGAAGGGGAUGGGCAAGGUGACGUCAUUUUCACCGAGUUAAAUAAUAGCAGUGUAGUUAAACAUAACCAUGAUGUCUCGCUUUAUAACCCAUUUUUCUUUCUGUUUUAACCUCUCUUUUUUUCUCAUGUUCUUCCUUAGAGAUUCAUAUCGGUGGGCACCCCCCCCCCCCAUCCCAUAAAGCCCAAACAAAUCGAUUUGCCGGCAGCCAUAAUGCAAUGUAUGAUAAUGUUGUAAAACUUCUGUGUUGUCAUGGUUGUGCAACGUGUUUUGUCAUGCAAUUAGACAUCCAUUGAGGAUAUUGAGUGUGUUGUUUUCGUUGUUUCGCCCAAGUUAAAUGUGAUGAAGAAAAAGUGCUCUGUAUGAGUGUUAAAAAUCAUUUGUUAGUUUCGGUUUCUAUGUAUCUAGGCCAUUAUGGUGAACACAAAGAAAUAAAAAGAUAACCGUUUAAAGUGUUUUAAUGUGAAAAUGAUGAUCUCGUGCUUUUAAAUAUUAAAUUACAUGCUAUUG